Messenger RNA from Dreissena polymorpha, 1380 nucleotides. RefSeq lists its product as uncharacterized. Bases 399 to 1106 code for a protein of 235 amino acids. The transcript has 8 exons. Lineage: Eukaryota; Metazoa; Mollusca; Bivalvia; Myida; Dreissenidae. The record is from RefSeq and is a predicted model, not a curated record.
AUCUAUAAAUAAACGUUACGAAUGAGUGUAAUAUGACCAUAUAUGAAGAAAGCGUAAUCAAAUAACGUGCGAGGGGUACCGAAUGGAGAAACAAGAAAAAAACAUCGUUGGAAUAAUCUCCCCUUUUGAUUGCACACGAGCUUUCAAACGGUUGAGAUCCGGUGCCCAAGACAGGAGAAAAGUGAACCGUAUUGCUGGGGACUCCAAUGCUCAUCGGAUUAAGGAUAUUCUUCCUGAUGAUAUAGCUGUCAAAUGCCUGCCAAUCUCUGAUGAGAAUAUGUAAUGACAAUGGUAUAGAACAGUAAUUACAGUUUCAGACAUUCGCCAACUCUGUUUUCAAAGGUGCCAAAUUUUCUUGUGAUCGUUUUCGCCAUGCAUUGUUGAGAGACUUGCGGAAGAUGGAUGUUCAACAGCUGUAUCUUCAUCUAGGCUCAAAUGACAUUCUUACGAAUGAAGCGGUGUUUUACCGAGAUGUAGCUGACUUGUGCGAUUUGGUGCAUCAGGAGGCGCACAAUCGGUGUCCAGAAUGCAGGGUUGUUUGCUCCAACGAAGACGCUUUGCUGAGCCACUUCUGCAGUCGCGAAAUCAAGCAACCAGAGACUGGAAAAGAGAGUAAAAUUAAGCUGAUAGGCUCACCAAUGAUUGCAUCUGCUAAUCAUGAACUCAACGAAGUCGGCUCAAGGAAGUGGAAGGCAUGCUUGGAAAAUAGAAGUUUCCAUUAUGAAGGAACAUACAAACAUUUCCCACCCACCAUGUGGAUCAAGAUGUUUGGGCUGAUGAUUCUGGGUCGUAUGUGUGGACAAGGUGGUCUUCAUUACAUCAUGAUGCAGCUGUGUAUUCAACAACACGUUAACCUGUCCCAGCGGAUGUUGAUGCUCUUAAAUGAUGUUGAGAACAAUCCAGGACCGGAGUAUUCGUGCAAAUGGAUAUCCUGCAAGGAAGACUUCCACUCCAUAGGACAGCAAGAUGCACAUAUCAUCUCUCAUGUGGUUCAAGAGAAAUGCUGUAGAUGGGGAGACUGUACCAAAGUCCUGAGCUUUAAUAGUCUUGAAAUCCAUGAACUUAAACAUCUCUAUGAUGUGAGUUUAGCACUGUGUAUGAACUGAUGUUGCUUCAUUUUCUGCAUAUCUUUAUCUCAGUCUUCUCUAGUUUUGAUGGUCAAAUACAUAUUGUCUGCCAGUUUUUUUCCCCCAAUACUGCCGUUCAUCGUUUGCUUGCAUCAAGAGUUUUAAAAGAAAUUAAAACUCAUUUGUUUAGUUAGAAUCUUAUGAAAGACUUAAAUGGCCAUGUUUAAUACAAUUGUAUAACAACAUAUACGAGCUAAAAAAAUAGUUGGAAUAAUUAAUGUAUAUAUGAACAUAACAAAUUUACUUAAAAUCA